This is a messenger RNA of Paramecium octaurelia, 2172 nucleotides long. The record is from the annotation of a GenBank genome assembly. NCBI's taxonomy places the organism in Eukaryota, Ciliophora, Oligohymenophorea, Peniculida, Parameciidae.
AUGAUAACAGACAGUCCCUCUCAAAAACGUUCAAAUAAGGAGAACUCUCCAAAGUACCUCUCUAUCACUCGCCAAAGCAAUAUCUCACACAAAAUAAUCAAUGAAGUCUUAAAUAGUGGAUCUGACUAUCUACAGGAUUAGAUGGAAUAGAUUGAUCUCAAAAUUAUGCAAUACCAAUAUAACAUCAAAUAGAAGAUUACUACACUCUUAAACGAGUCAAGUACCUCUCUAGAUUAAUCAGUUUAUCAAAAAAAACUAUAGGAUUUGAGAAUUGAGGAAUAAAAGUAUGAUCUCUCACUAAAUUAGUUCUUAGCAAAUGCAAAACGAUUUGGAUAGACAAUAAACUAUCAUUUAUGAUUACUAUGAAAACGAAUUCAAUAAACUAAAAACAUAAUAUGAGUAGAUCAACUAGGAACAUCAAUACUUCGUGAAAGAGCGCAAUAAUUAUUAGGAUAUCUACAAUCAAUAUUUAGAGACCAAAGCACUCUUGUAAGAAGAUUUAAAUGGUAAACUAUUAUAAAGAGCUGAACUUGUUGGUUAAAAAGAAGAACUUGAAGAAUUUGUUGAAUAAGUUAAAAAUGAGAACCCUUAGCUAACAGAACUGGUUGAGUAGAUUUAUAAUUGCAAUCAAAAAGCUAAGGAAAUUGAUUAAAGUAUAUUAACUUUAACGAGCUCUAUCUAAAGUUUACAAUAAUAACAAGAAAACAAAAAAAGACAAUUAGCUUCAUUUCAUUAAACUACAUUACUUGAGGUUUAGUGUCAUUAAUAGAAUUAAAAGGUGAAAACUUUAAGAAAUAAAAUUGUACCAAUAUAGAAAAGUUUAAAUUUACAACAUCCUGACUCAAUUCUAAAUGAAUUUAUCAACUCUUUUGGAGGUUCCUAAUUGCAAAUAGAAUCUAUAGAGUUUUAAGCCAAAUUAUAAACAUUCACUUAAUAAUUUAGAAACAAUCUGUUCAAAUAAGGUAAUUAGAGUAAUAAUUGGGGAAGCAUGAAGGAAUUUGUUAUCUAAUUAGAAUCUUUCAUUUUAGCAUCUCUCUAACAAAAAUUAAUCCAAAAUCAAUUAUAAGUAAGAAGUUAUAACCAUAUUUUAGGAUAUGAAAUGCACCCUGAAAUAACAUGGAGAUGAAUUACAAUUAUCUAAUGACGUGUGUUCAAUUGAUUAUUAAGUUGAAGUUAAGAAAUAGUAAAUUAGAGAACUUGAAGAUGAUAAAUCUUCAUUAGAUUAUAAGAGGGAAAUGUAAUGACUAUUAUUGAAAUCUAGGUUUUAUGAGUAAUUUCAAGAAAGGAUUCGAUAAUAAACAGAAGAUGCUUUUCUUCAGUAUCAAGAACACAAUGAAGAAAACUUAAAUUGUAUUAAAUAGUAGUACGGAAAUGUAGAGUAUAAAUCAAUUCUUGACUAAACCUACAAAGAAAUGUAAUAGUUGAUGUAGGAUCAAGAAGAAGUACUAUAUCAAUAAUAUUUAGGAAUAAUUUAAUAAUACAAUGAAAUUAAUAUAACAGUAUUACAUUUAAGAUUAAGCUAUAAAAGUCAAUAUUCAAAUGGUUGAUUAAGAAAUACUUCCUCAAUUAAAGAAUAUUGCAUAAUAAAUUCAGAAAGCCAAAAAGGAUCUAGAAAGGGUAAGUGGAAAUGAAAAACCCUUUUUUGACAAAUAAAAUAAGGUAGAAUAGGAAAUCUAAGCAUUAGAAUUAGAAUUUAAGAAAAAGAUUGAGUAAUUUAAUUUAUAAGAGACAGAAAUAUAAAAGUAAUUGAGUACUGUCAAAUAGGCAAUAGAAAAUACUUAAGAAUAAUUGUUAUCAAAAAGUAAACCUAAUAAGGCAUUACUGGAAUAAGAAAUAUUACAACUAAAUAAUCUAUUGACUUAAUUAUAGGAAUAGAAGAAACAAUUAGAAGGGGUUUAAUUUUAAUUCAGUAAAUCACCAUAAAGAGUAGAUGCUAGUAGAAAAAGUUCAAAUGGAGGUAUUUUGGCUAUAUCAAAAUCUUUAAAUCAAUUUACUAAAAUGAGAAAAGAACCUACAGUGAAUAGUUUUAAUAACAGUAUAGUGAAAGGCAUUACACCUACAAAGGAUGCCUCUAAUCUAUAUUUGAUAAAUAAAUUUGCAAAGCAAGCUUCAUGCAAAUCAUCUUAGGAGUUUAGACUUAAAUCAAACAUUUCAAUCAAAUAGAUUAAAUGA